Peniophora sp. CBMAI 1063 is the source of this 1296-nucleotide messenger RNA. The record is from the annotation of a GenBank genome assembly. NCBI's taxonomy places the organism in Eukaryota, Fungi, Basidiomycota, Agaricomycetes, Russulales, Peniophoraceae.
AUGUCUGCCGAGACUACGAGCGUAUUUCCGCUCGUGAACCCCGGCAAGCCGUCGUCGCUGCGCAGGAGCCACAGCGUCGCCUCGGAAUCGCUCCCCACCCCUCCCAGCACAAUCCGCAAACGGCCCCGCACAGGCUCGCGCUCUUCCGUCUAUUCCGAUGACGAAGAUGCGACCGCGGAGGACGAGCUGCCGCGCCCGUUAUCGCCCGAGCCAUCGAAGAAGAAGCGGAGAAUCGACGAGGCGGGCAAGGCGGUGGCCAGCGGCGGCGACGAGACGGAGGAGGAAGAGUUCUGGGGCCCUAAGCGCCCAGCACCAAAGAAGCGCCGUGCGGCAGCGCAGGGCAAGCGCCGGAGCACGACGCGCUCAAAGUCGCCGCCGAAAGUGACGGACACGGCAUCGCGCCGGGCCGCGGCGUCGACGCUCCUGUCGCCACCGCCCACCCGCCCCCGCGAUCCCGUGACCCCGCCUCGCCGUACAUUCUCCAAGGACAAGGAGGCGGCGAAGGGCAAAGACAAGGAUAUCCACCCCGUCCGCGAUAGCCCGAACAACCCCUUCCUCGUCGCCCUCCCGGCCGACGCCGCGGCCGACUCGGAUGCCGAAUCCGACGUCGAAGUGCCCUCCUCCCCUCUGGGCCCCAAGACGCCCCUGCCGGAACUCCCCACUAUGACCUACGUAUUCCGCGGCAAGAAGCAGAUCUUCGCGAACCCGUUCUACGGCGCGCAGCCCGACCCGCGCGCGACGCUCAGCCCGCGCCACCCCGACUACUCCCCCAGCGAGAUGUGCGCGCCCCGCAGGCUGUUCAAGCCGCGGAGCCGCAGCGCUUCUAGCAAGCUUGUUCCGCAAUCUGACAAGGAAAAGCGCGCGGCGAGCCCGGACCCGUGGGAUAGUGAGGACGAAGAGGGCGCGGGAAAGCCGAUGCCGCGCCUGGCGCUUGUCAAGGAGUUCGCGAAGGCCCGGGGCGAGGGCGCUGUGGCGCGUGCGCAUGACAGCGAUGACGAGGCGCCUGUCGUCGAGAAGCGCCAGGCUUCGCGUUCGCGUUCUCGUUCGCACCAUGAUGAAGAGGAGGACGAUGCGACGGUCGCGGCGCCCACUUCGGACACUGUCGCCCCGGAGGCGCACAGUGAUGGCGAGGACGAGCCUACGCCGAAGGCUAAGAAGAUCGCUCGGAAUGGGUCUUCGAAGGCUUCGUACAGGGAUGGCAUGGUCCGCUCGACGUCCUACGUCAAGAAGGCUUCCUCUCAGUCAGUUUCGCGUUCCCGCUCGCGUAGCGGGGAGGAGUGGACCGCCGAGGUCUAA